Messenger RNA from Wyeomyia smithii (pitcher-plant mosquito), 2066 nucleotides. Its product is annotated as brain-specific homeobox protein. Gene Ontology annotation, molecular function: DNA binding; DNA-binding transcription factor activity, RNA polymerase II-specific. The transcript has 5 exons. NCBI's taxonomy places the organism in Eukaryota, Metazoa, Arthropoda, Insecta, Diptera, Culicidae. Gene Ontology annotation, biological process: regulation of DNA-templated transcription. Bases 432 to 1805 code for a protein of 457 amino acids. The record is from RefSeq and is a predicted model, not a curated record.
AUAAGCGGAAAGGUUUUCCGCUUGUGCAGAACCGCAAAGUGUUCUGGUUUGCAACUGUAUUGGUGCUUGUAUGUACGUGACUUCACUAACGUUUCCGAGCAAGGUUUUCCGGGAAGAAGGGGACCGGUGUAGGUUGAAUACAUGCAUCGUUAGGAAUUUGUGAUAUGAUGCGCUUGCCACAUUAAAAUCUCAGGGCUUCAUAAAUCUUUUAAACGUCCAUCGGAAAGCAUCGAUUAGGUCGGUUAUCGGUUUGUAGACGUCGUUCAGUGCAUGAAUGUCCUCCGGUCGGCUAGCAUCCUGCUUGGUUUGUAACAGGAACAAAAAUAUCGGACGCUAGUUGGUUAGUGGGUACUCAUGAAAGUACAGGAGGGUUGUGAGCCAGUGGUUAUCCUAAGAAACCGGUGCAAUUCCAACAAUCCAGUGGUGUUAAAAUGUCCCUGCACACGGUUGCCUACAAGGAACCGCACAAGUCACCGUUGUCAAUCGGCGGAAGCACACCUGGUGGGACAGUUCCAGCGAAAACGCCAUUCUCCAUCGAGGAUAUCCUGUUUCAGAAUGGAACCGGUAAUAACAACAACAGUAGUAAUACCAACUUUAACGUGAAACCCGCCGGUGAAACGAAACUUCACGGUUCAUCACCCGGUGCCCAAGUGAUCGACAGUGGUGGCAGCAAUAGCAGCAGCAGUAUAUCGUUAGACUCCUGUGGUGGAACCCGGAAGGUGCCCCAAUUUGUGAAUAAUAACAGAAACGUGAACGGUUACAAUAAUAGUGGUAAUAUAGGUGCUAACAAGGUGAUAGGCAGUGGCAGCAGCAAUAGGGAAGUGAAUGGAGCCGGUAACGGCGAACAGGAUUAUCGGAAGGCAUUCCAGGCGGAAAGGUACAACAAACUACCACACCCACCGAAUGGUCCCCCAACGUCGGUCAGCUCGUCCGGACCCCACGGUCCACACUUCAGCGGACCGAACCCGAGCGUCAUUUACUCCGGCAAUCCGUAUGGAGACCCGGGAUACCUACAAAUGGCGCUUGGUGCUUACCUCGCUCCAUCUGCCAGCGGCUAUAAGACGGUGGACCCGUUCUUCCUUUCGCAGGGUUUGUUCGCCGGUUCUCCACUCUUCCCUGGCGGUGGCUGUCCCGACAUAGCCCUCGGUCUUGGCAUGGGUAUGAGCGCUCUGCGGCACUGCCGGCGACGGAAAGCCCGAACCGUAUUCAGUGACCCCCAGCUGACCGGUCUCGAGAAGCGCUUCGAAGCUCAGAGGUACCUUUCGACUCCGGAACGAGUCGAAUUGGCGUCGGCGUUGGGUCUGAGCGAGACCCAGGUCAAAACGUGGUUCCAAAAUCGUCGAAUGAAACAUAAAAAGCAACUGCGUAGGAGGGAAGUCAACAAUACGGAACCCGUGGACUUUUCCCGCAACGAAUCCGGCGGCACAGUACCAGGUGCUGGCUCCAGUGGUGGAGCCUUAUCCCAGUCGACCGCUGCGGCCGCCGGUAGCGGAGCAAUUCGACCAGGCGCCGUCGGUGGAGUUCCCAGUGGUGAGAAAAAUGCAUUCGUGAUGUACACCAGCAAUAGUAAUGGCGGUCAGAAGCAACCCGGUAAAGCCAUGACCAUCAGUGGUACACCGAUUGGGGGAAUCCUCAAGGAACUGCAUCACAGUUCUACAAAUUCACCAUUCAGUCUAGUUCGACGAACUAUGCUAAGCCGAAAUGGCGAAGGACUUAGUGACGACGACGAUGACUACGUCAACGACUCCGAUGAGGACUGCAGCGAUGUUGACAUCGUAGGAGAUGAAAAGGGCUACAUGACCUAGAUGUUGUGUCAAUUUUUCCGUUAAAAUUAGAGUCGCGCUAGGAAAUGUUAGGAGCUUGAAUAUACUAGUCAUUAGGUUGUACUGCUUAGAAGCGUUAAAGUGAGCACAGUUUUCUUAAAACCUUCAGUGCAGUAGUGUUAUUCCAGCAUGUACAAAUAAUAAAAUGCACUAGUGAAAAAUAAUUACUCAACAUCAACUCACCGCAUAAACCACCUGUAUAUAAAUUGGAUUGCGAGUUCUAAAAUAAACCUUCAACUAGAA